Messenger RNA from Rhizoctonia solani, 2094 nucleotides. Its product is annotated as reticuline oxidase. Lineage: Eukaryota; Fungi; Basidiomycota; Agaricomycetes; Cantharellales; Ceratobasidiaceae. The transcript has 14 exons. Bases 1 to 2094 code for a protein of 697 amino acids. The record is from RefSeq and is a predicted model, not a curated record. Gene Ontology annotation, molecular function: protein binding.
AUGACUGCAGAACUAGAUGAGAUUCAUGAUGACUUCGAACGCGACUCCAAUUUCGAAAACGACGAACCGGAGAAAGAAGAACACCAGCCACCUCCCCGAAAGCGCCAGCGUACUAUCACCAAGCCUAACAAGAAUGCACCUCGCAAGAAGCAGGUCCGAGGAAAGCAAGGCGGUCUCGCCGAUCUUAUCAAUAUGCCUAUUGAUAUAUUCACUGAGAUCGCAGCCCAUCUUCUUCCGAUCGAUAUCAUCAACUUGGCGCGAUCGAACAAGUUCUUCCGAAGCUUAUUGAUGCAUCGGACGUCGAUCCAUAUUUGGAACGGCGCUAUGAAAAAUAUCGAGGGCCUUCCACCGUGCCCUCCAGGCAUGAGCGAGCCGCGCUACUUGUCAUUGCUGUUCUCAAAAACCUGCACAAAGUGCGGUGGCCCCGCCAGAGGGAAGAUGGACCCUAACCUUUUGGUCCGACUUUGUGGAUCCUGCCGUGGUGUGCAUCUGAUGCCUUUGGAGCUCGUGCCCUCUAUACUUAUGCCCAUGGUCCAUUACUCUGGAAGUAUUGCGCCUCUAAAGAGACGUUCAAUCGGAUACACAUUAUGCGAGGACAUCUCUGAUCUUUUGGCUCAAUAUCAGGAAAAGAAACAAGCGAGUAAUGCAGAUGAGCUGGAAGCAUGGUCAAACGAGAUGAGGAAAGCCGUGCACAACCGUCAAAAUCAAGCCCAAGCUCUCAGGGGUUUCCUUGUCACGCUUGAACUUGAGCGUGAACAAGAACUAGGAGACGCAAAGGAAGCACGCCGAUCAGAGAUUAAACGGCGGCUUGGAGAAAUGGGAUGGGCAGAGGAAGAUAUGAACUUUGGAUGGUGGUCUGACAACCCACGCACAUGGCACGAUUUGGUAUCGCAACCUAAACCAUUGACGGAGCGCAUAUGGGCAAAUAUCCGGCCGAAGCUGAUUCCCCUCCUAGAGGACAAUCGUGAACGGCGCUUAGAGAUGGAGCAGCCGGCACUCGACGUCUCUCAUCGCGAUGCAUUCCCUGACUUUGCCCACACUCUCAAUUGGUCCAUAGUCAAGGAUAUAUUUGAAACAGAUGCGACCGAGGAGGAGAUGGAAGUUAAAUUUGGACAACAUCGGGAUGAAAUUCGAGCUCUGAUCACUGAAUGGAAGGACCAAGUCCAUACCCGACUGGCGAGCUCGGUUCGAAACGCAUUCGAGGAGAGGAAUGAGCCCCUUCGACCCACAAUCUCAGUGUUCAACGAGGAACCCGACACUCUUGCCAAUAUUUCGGACAACCUCAAGCUUCUUCUACGCGCUGACAGCUUUUUCCGCCGUUCCGGGUUGUCCAGCCUUUCAAAGCAGCCAUUAGGAUAUAGUAUGAUUCUGUCUAUGAAAGAUUUAGUAGGGUCCCAUUCUCCGUAUGCCAGCGAAACCCCUCGGGAACUCCCAACCUUCAACGACAUCGAGUGGCAAGCCCGAUGCGUCCCAUCUGGAGAUGAAGAAAGUUGGGUCUGCGUUCGUUUGUGGAAGGUGUCAUGCAGUUGGAUCGAUGUCGUGGGAAGCGAUAAACACAAACAGAUUUAUGCCAAAAUUCAAGAGGCUGCAUCUGGUUUGUCAGAACGAGGAAUUGUCUACAACGAUGUCCACGACCCCGAACUCUUUACCGAUAAACCGAUGAUCACAGAUUAUGCUACCAAAGCGCUAGAAACUGGGACUGGCAUUGUCCUGAGUCCGGUCCAAGUCUGCAAGCUGUGCGAAGAUAUCCCAGCUGCUACAGCAGUUAUUACAAUCCCGCCAAGGAUGAAGAAGCACCUCUUGGACGUACAUGGAAUCGCCGAACCUAAAAUCAACGAGCACUACAUCUCCCGGAACUGGAACAACAGGCUACCGGGAAUGGACGAUUCGGACUCGGACGAUAGUUAUUCCAUGGGUUACGGUGGUUGCAGUUGUCCUUUCCAUCAAAUGAUGGGUGGGCUUAUGUACUCCGAUGAAGAGGACGAAUAUGGGUACGAAGAAGAUGAUGGCGGGUUCGGGCUUGGCUUGGGGUUAGGAUUGGGGUAUAGCGAUGACGACGACGAUGACGGUGAUGAUAUGGUCGAUUACUGGUAA